ACAGCCGCGGACGUGCCGGAGGACCUCGCGCGGCUGGAGCCGGAAGUGCGUGCGCUUGGCCUUUCCGCGUCCCUCGCGGCGAGCGUCUGGUCGCAGCGGCGUGGUCCGCGGCUUCCCGGGCAACAGCUUCUUCGCCGGCCCUGCCGCCGCCGCGCUCGCUCCUGCCUCUGGGCCGUGGGAAGAUGGUGGGCCGGAACAGCGCCAUCGCCGCCGGCGUCUGCGGGGCUCUUUUCAUCGGGUACUGCAUCUACUUCGACCGCAAGAGGCGGAGUGACCCCAACUUCAAGAAUAGGCUUCGAGAACGAAGAAAGAAACAGAAGCUUGCUAAGGAGAGAGCUGGACUUUGCAAGUUACCUGACCUUAAAGAUGCUGAAGCUGUUCAGAAAUUCUUCCUUGAAGAAAUACAGCUUGGGGAAGAGUUGCUAGCCCAAGGCGAAUAUGAGAAAGGUGUAGACCAUCUGACAAACGCAAUUGCUGUGUGUGGACAGCCGCAGCAGUUGCUGCAAGUGUUACAGCAGACUCUCCCACCACCAGUGUUCCAGAUGCUUCUGACCAAGCUCCCAACAAUUAGUCAGAGAAUUGUAAGUGCUCAGAGCUUGGCUGAAGAUGAUGUGGAAUGAGAAAAUGUCAACAUAAUCUCAAUUAAAAAUAUUUUUAAAAUCUUAAGUUGGAAGAUGAGCAGCUCUGGGGGGAAAAGGGCAAAUAGGCUUGUUAUGGACUGUCCUACACUGAAAUCUACCAAAGUUAAUUUUUACUUUGUGUAGAUCCAUUUGUCUGUUUUAUUUAUUUUUCCCAGUGAAAAGUGUAUUUUGAUAGAAAGCUUUUCAUUUUAUAAAUACACUAUGAGUUACCAAAAUAUCAUGGAUUUAUUUUAUUCCUAAAACGUGCAAUUAAAGUGUACAUAUAACAUCACAUUACUUAUGUUAAAAAUACUCAGUGCUUAGUUUUGAAAGAUAAGCAGAAAAAGUAUAGGAGAAAGCUGAAGAAUGCACGUUUUUUUAAGCUAGUACAUUUGCUCUACAUUAAAGAAUUGGAUGGAAUCUUUAUCAAAACUGAGCAUUAAAAUCUUUUGAGAGAUUACUUUUUUCCAUUUAAUCUCUUAAAUAUGAUGUGAGAAGUGCUGCUGUGCUGUAUUAAUUCACCUCCUCCCUGUGUAUUUGUCAUUUUAAUUGGUGGGCUUAAUGUGUUCUGGAUAUUUAUCAUAUUUUAGAUGUAUGUAGUAAAUAGCACCGGGAAUUAAAUCUAUGUACAUCCUUAAUCUAGCCAUGUGAGCCUCACUAAUUACUGUCUACCCUCUUUCCUCACUUAAAAAAUGAGGGAAUUGGUCUGCUAACUCAGAGAAGUGUCCCUUUCAGCUUUUAAUUCAUUUGUUUCUGUUAAGCAUCUUUAAAACCACCUUCUCCUGAGGGAUAUAUUUGUUUGGACAACCGGGCCUUGCAUUUUUUAUACUCUGAAGUUUGCAUGCUUGCCUGCCUUAGUAUUUCUGAACUGAGUCUCCCACCCCCACCCCUUUUUUUAAAGAUCUAACUUGUGUUGGUUUUCACUGAAAUCAUGCGGUUCUGUCAUUACUCUUGUAAAUCUGAAACUUAACCUUUAGGGUAACUGGGAUGAUAAACUUGUAAAAUGUUUGUUCCCUUUGCUUUUAUCUUCAGUGUAUCUCCUCAGUCCUCUUUCAGUCUGAUUCAUUUAUCUUGUUAUGAUGAGAAUAAGGUAUAACCUUGUGGCUGAAGACUUGGAAAGGAUGAAGGUGUUCUCAAAAUAGUGACAUGUUAUCUGCAGUCACAGGUUGAACAUUAGGUCUGAGAAUAAAGAUCCUUGGUACUUACUUGUCAUCUGUUGAACUGAGUAACAAUUCCUCCCUGUACAUACACGUUGCCUUUAUUCUAUCUCAAAAUCGGGAGCGAUCCUGCAGACUUUUCCUAUGUACUUAAGUCUUUUACUUAAUUUGUUUAUAAAUUUUCCUUAACCUUAGCAUUGGGUUUUUGUUGUGAUUGGGGUAUAGAGGAAAGAGUUUGGAGUAUAGUUCUAAGUUUUUGCUUCUGGACAGCUUGCAUAGCCUUUGACAGGUCACAUUACAUCUCUGAACUUACCCCGAGUAUUCUCAUCUAGAAAAUUAGAUCAUUAAACUACAUAACGCAGACAUUUAAGGACUCUUCCUCAUGUACCUUCCAAAAUUGUGCUCCUAUACCCUUACACAGUAUGGUUUAAAAAUUUUUUAAUUUUUAAAAAAUUUUUUGAUGGCACCCUGCCUGCUCUUGUCUGGGGAUAGGGAUGUGAGCAGUGCAAACAUGCUGAUUAGUCAGUUUCACUCAUAGAUCCCAAAUCCAAAGCAGUGUCGUGGUCAUUGGUCACAUAGCUGGGAAAACAGUCUUUUCAUCUUGUACUCCCCUCAGCCAGAGGGGAGUCUUCAGACCAGGGGCAUUCAGUGUAUAGGUCAGAGUGAGAACGUAGGGGGCAAAAAGAGCAAGGGGCAGACCCCGUGGCAAGGCAGGAACGGACCUAGAGAAGCCAAAGAAGCCAAGGACGAGCUGGAGGAGUGAGCAGUCAGUCCACUUAACUUUGGGAGAGGACUUGACGGCGGCUGUAUGCCCUUGAGAAUUGUGGCGUAGUCUAAGCUGGGUAGCACUGGCUUUUCUGAAAGAUAAUCAGCUUUGAUCUAACCCCUGUUGAAUAGGCUAUGCUGUCUGCCCAAAGGAGCUGAUUAUGCGGUCAUUUUCUUAUUUAAAUGACAACUUUUGUGCUUUAAAAUUAGUUGCCACUUCUGAAAGGUGAUAGUUUGGUU
Molecule: messenger RNA, 2782 nt
Organism: Lutra lutra (Eurasian river otter)
Lineage: Eukaryota; Metazoa; Chordata; Mammalia; Carnivora; Mustelidae
Gene: TOMM20
Product: translocase of outer mitochondrial membrane 20
Exons: 5
Coding region: 183-620 (145 amino acids)
Biological process (GO): tRNA import into mitochondrion; protein targeting; protein import into mitochondrial matrix
Cellular component (GO): mitochondrial outer membrane translocase complex; mitochondrial outer membrane
Molecular function (GO): transmembrane protein transporter activity
Source: RefSeq, a predicted model, not a curated record